AUGUUUACAGCAGAUAAAAUCGAUGAUAAUGAACUUAAUAAUAAUAAAAUAACACAUAUUUUAACCAUUCUUGAUUAUAAACCAAAUUAUAUUGAUAAUAAUCGAACAUAUUUAUAUAUUUAUGCUGAAGAUUUACAAUCAACAGAUUUAUUAACAAAUGAUUUUGAAAAAUGUUUUCAAUUUAUUGAUAAUACUAUAGAACAAGGUCAUCAAAUAUUAAUACAUUGUCAAUCAGGUAUAUCACGUUCAGCAACAAUAACUGCAAUGUAUUUAAUGCGUAAAUAUUCUUUAACACGUGAACAAGCAAUUGAAAGAUUAAUUGAAAAACGACAUAAUUGGAUGAUUAUGCCAAAUGAUGGAUUUUUAAAACAACUUGAUUUAUUUUAUCAAAUGAAUUAUAAAAUUGAUAAAGAAAAUCAACUUUAUCAAGAAUUUCAAUGUAAACGUUUUGAUUUAAUUGAACAAAAAACUAGUACAUCAAAAUUUAUAUUAAAUGAUGAAAAUGAAAAAGAAUAUAAAUGUCGAAAUUUUCAUUGGAAAUUAUUUACUAAUAAUGAUAUUCAAAUACAUGAAGAAAAUUCAAUAAAUAUAUGUGAUAAUAAAACAAAAAUAUUCACAUAUUUUCUUGAUUGGAUUGAUGAUAUAUUUGAUAAUUCAUUUGGUAAAAUAAUUUGUCCAAAUUGUAAAAUUAUUUUAGGUGAAUAUUCACUUCAUGGUAUACAAUGUAAUUGUCAUCAAUGGAUAAAACCUGCUUUUGUAUUUCAAUGUCAAUUUAUUGAAUAA
Messenger RNA from Rotaria sordida, 783 nucleotides. The record is from the annotation of a GenBank genome assembly. Lineage: Eukaryota; Metazoa; Rotifera; Eurotatoria; Philodinida; Philodinidae.